This is a messenger RNA of Paramecium pentaurelia, 1764 nucleotides long. The record is from the annotation of a GenBank genome assembly. Lineage: Eukaryota; Ciliophora; Oligohymenophorea; Peniculida; Parameciidae.
AAUGCAACGAGUACCAUAAUAUGUUCAAAGACCUGUAGUUUAAGACUCUUUCCGUUAGUCUUUCAAAUAGACACCUGAUAAAGAAAACUCAUAUGCAUAAUUACAAAAACGAAAACCUAUACAAGCUUAUCCAUAAUAUCAAUCCACUUAGACCCUCCAAAAACCAGAAAUGCGUCCCAAUUCUUCCCAACCUAGACAACCUUCAGUUCAAGUUGUUCCAAGACCAUCCUCAGCAUCUAAUGAUAAAAGAGCAUUUUCUAAUCAAAAACAACCAUCUAGAUGUUCAUUUAAGGAAUUAAAGAACUCAACAUACAUUCAACCAUAAUAAGCUACACCUUAAUCAAGAUAUUAUUCAUUAAAAUAAGUUCCAGAUACUACUCUUGUGAAAUCAUAAUCUAAUUAACAGUUGCCAAACAAAUAAAUUGAUUAAUCCGAAUAUAAAAAAUUACACGAAAAAUUGUUAUUUUUAGAAAACAAGAUAAAUAAAAUUAAAUCUAAUAUUGAAAUAAGUAAUUCUUAAUUACAAAAAUAAUCUGAAAGAGCUAAAUAAAAGCCAGUAGGUUUAGCUGCUAAAUUCUUUUAAAAAAAAGAUUAAGAAAAUAAUGAACCCAAAGAAUCAAGUACACCAAAAGAAUUAACUAAAUGUGCCACUGCUCUUAAUUUAUAACUCAAUAAAGCUUUAAAAUAAAGUCAAAUAGGAAAGGAAAAAUAAACUAGUGUUAAUCUAGAUCAGUUCGUUACAUAAGUUAAACAAUUAAAAAAACCAAUUUAACCAUAAUAAUCCUAACUUAGCAGACAUUAAUCUUUAGAAAUUAGUUAAACAGUCAUUCCAUCCACAAAAACAGUCAUUAAUGAAAAAUCAUAUUCCUCAUAAAAACCUAAAAAGGAUGACACAGUAAUUAUUUAAUAUCAUUAUCUAGUUUAUGUAUUAUAUUUCAAGUGUAAUAAGAGUAUUAGUUCAAGAAUAGAUUACUAAAAAUGAUGAAGUUGUUAGAGAUCAUAUUGUUUAAACUAUAUAGGUAUAUAUAAUUCUAAUUAUAAAUUAGGGUUUAGAAUAUGCUAGAAAUUUACAAUUGUAAUUUUAAGAGGACAAAGUUAUGAAUCUACCUAAAUCUAAUCAUUUUAAAACAUUAGUUUUUGAUUUAGAUGAAACUUUGAUUCAUUGUAAUGAAAGUGUAGCUAUUCCUGGAGAUGUUGUAUUGCCAAUCACUUUCCCUACUGGAGAAACUAUCUAAGCAUCAAUCAAUAUCAGACCUUUUGCUUAAUAAAUACUUUAAACUCUAUCUCGACAUUUCGAAAUCAUUGUUUUUACAGCUUCACAUUCAUGCUAUGCUAAUGUAGUCUUAGAUUACUUGGAUCCAAAAAAACAAUGGAUAAGUCAUAGACUUUUUCGAGAUCAUUGUUUAUAAACUGAAGAUGGAGCUUACAUUAAAGAUUUAAGGUAUUUCAUUUUCUUAUCUUUAGAGUCUUAGGCAAUAGAAAAUUAAAUAAUAUUCUCUUGAUUGAUAAUGCUAGUUACUCAUUUGGGUAAUAGAUAGAUAAUGGAGUACCAAUUAUUGCAUAUUAUGAUAAUAAAUCAGAUUAAGUAAUCAAUAUCUUCAAAUUUAGGAAUUAUUAUAUUUACAAAAUUAUUUAAUGAAAUUUAGAAUGGUUACUGAUGUCAGAGAACUGAAUUCAUAAUUAUUAAAAAUGAACUCUUAUACAAAUUAUUAAGAUCCUUUACAUUUAGUUUAAGAUUUAUUCCCUGAUUACUUAACAAAAUGA